GAGGACAAUGUGUACCAAUUGCCAAACUUUCUUCAGUCAAUUGCAAGUGUCAUACUGCACAUGGAUGCAAUACCUGAAGUAUACACACCUGUUCUUGAGCGUCUCCUGGUUGUCCAGAUUGACACAUUUCCACAAUAUAGCCCAAAAAUGCAGUUCUCUUGCUGGAAGUCAAUCAUUAAGGUGUUCUUGUCUCUGGCAGGGAAGGGACCCGUGCUCUGGAGCCUGAUCAGUACUGUGGUGCACCAAGGAUUAAUUCGAGUCUGUUCUAAACCAGUCAUAUUUGAAAAGGAUGAAUAUGGUAAAGAUGGCUCAGAUGGAAGGGAAGUUUCUGGUGAAGUUCGGACAGGAAAGUGGAAAAUUCCUACCUACAAGGAUUAUUUGGAUUUAUUUAGAAAUUUACUGAACUGUGAUCAGAUAAAGGAUACCAUAUUCUCCGAUGAAAUAGUCCAUACUCUAAAUUCACCUCUGCAAUCUCUGAAUAAACUGUUGUAUGAUGAACUUAUAAAAUCUGUUCUAAAAAUUAUAGAGAAGUUAGACCUU
Staurois parvus is the source of this 540-nucleotide messenger RNA. The record is from the annotation of a GenBank genome assembly. NCBI's taxonomy places the organism in Eukaryota, Metazoa, Chordata, Amphibia, Anura, Ranidae.